Thamnophis sirtalis is the source of this 1251-nucleotide messenger RNA. NCBI's taxonomy places the organism in Eukaryota, Metazoa, Chordata, Lepidosauria, Squamata, Natricidae. The record is from RefSeq and is a predicted model, not a curated record.
ACAUGGAACCCGUUGUGCUGGAGAAGUGGCAGCUACAGCAAAUAACUCACAUUGUAUAGUAGGAAUUGCAUUUAAUGCCAGAAUUGGAGGUAAAUUGAAAGAAUGGUCCUUAGUACUUUAUGGGACAUCUAUCCAGCCUUACUCCCCAAGAAAUGAUUUUUUAAAAGGCGAACGAGUACGCAUGAGUGCAAUUGAAGACCCUACGGAAGAUUAUGGAGUCGAUGACUAUUCAGGUCCCUGCAAUGCAGAGUGCAGUAAGGUUGGAUGUGGUGGACCAGGGCCAGACCAUUGCAAUGAUUGCCUACACUAUUACUAUAAAUCUAAAAACAAUACACGAAUCUGUGUUCCCAACUGUCCACCUGGUCACUAUAGUGCGGACAAGAAACGUUGUAAAAAGUGUUCACCCAACUGUGAAACAUGUUUUGGAAGUCAUAGUGAUCAAUGUAAUACCUGUAAACCUGGUUACUUUAUCAAUGAAGAAUCUAGAAACUGUAUUACCUCCUGCCCAGAGGACUUUUACCUGGAUAAUAUUUACAAGGAACAAGAUGUGUUAUACGCUGUGAAGCAGGCAAAUAUUAUAACGGCAGAGACUGUGAGCCAUGCCAUCAUUCCUGUGCUUCUUGUGAAGGCCCAGGAGCAGAUGCUUGCAUCAAUUGCACAGAAGAGUAUUUCAUGGAGAAUGGGAAAUGUGUGGUAGCUUGUAGGAAUGGCUACUAUUUGGAUCACUCAUUAGAAAAUGGACAUAAAACUUGCAAAAGAUGUGAUGUCAGCUGCUUUGGGUGCAGUGGUCCAGGAGAAAGAAACUGUACAAGUUGUCCAAAUGGCUACAUCUUAGAUACAGGUCUUUGUGUAGUUGGUCUUGUCUGUAAAGAUGGAGAAUAUAUUGAUUUUCUUGGUCACUGCCAGUUCUGUGACAUUUCCUGUUCUAAAUGCAUAGGACCAACUUUGAAGGACUGCAUUGGUUGUACAUAUGCAAAUAGAGUUUUGGAUGAUGGGCGCUGCGUUGUUCAAUGCCCUCGAGGGAAAUUUGAAUUUAACAAGCAGUGUCAUUCUUGCCAUGAGUCCUGUAUGGAAUGCAGUGGAAAUGAACCUAAUGAAUGUACUAGCUGUGCUAAAGCCAAAUACCGUAGUACUAAAUCUCAGCUAUUCGGUACUGACUAUCAGCAGAAUGUCCAUUGUUCCAAAGAUAAUAAGCAAUCCCAUCUUUUUAAAGACCAGUGUCAGAAACAAACCAUCAUGGCCACCAGUUAG